Messenger RNA from Phragmites australis (common reed), 3356 nucleotides. RefSeq names its product vacuolar sorting protein 3. NCBI's taxonomy places the organism in Eukaryota, Viridiplantae, Streptophyta, Magnoliopsida, Poales, Poaceae. Gene Ontology annotation, cellular component: membrane; cytoplasm. Bases 61 to 2880 code for a protein of 939 amino acids. The transcript is spliced from 14 exons. Gene Ontology annotation, biological process: vesicle-mediated transport; intracellular protein transport; endosomal vesicle fusion. The record is from RefSeq and is a predicted model, not a curated record.
AGCUAGUGCCCCGUUCAUGUCCAGUAGCAGUAGACCCACCAGUCAGUCGUCUUCCUCCCCAUGGCCAUGGGAUCCCACCCGCCGCCCUCUCGCUCCUCCCUCGAGCCCCUCGCCACGCUCGACCCCGCCGCGCUCGCCGGCCUCCCUGUCUCCUCCCCUCUCACCGUCCGCUCGGCCGCCCUCUCCGGCCGCCUCCUCUACCUCGGCACCGGCGGGGGAAAGCUCCUCCUUUUCUCCCUCCACGACGACAACAACGCCUCCCCUGAAUUCCUCCGCCUCCUCCCCAUCGGUGCCACCCUCUCCGUCUCCGCCAUCCUUCCGCUCCCUUCCGUAGCCCGCAUCCUCGUCCUCGCCGGCGGUAUUCUCCUCCUCGCCGACCCGCUCCUCUCCCGCCCCGUCCGCCGCCUCGGCUCCCUCCGCAACGUCGCCGCCGUCGCCGCCCGCCCCACCGCCGACCCCUCCUCCCCGGACUGCUCCCUCGCCGUCUCCGUCGGCAAGAAACUGCUCCGCGUUGACCUCGCGUUGCGGGACGGCGACGAGUUGGAUGUGCAGACGCGCGAGAUCGCCCCCGCUGUCGAUGGGGUCAAGGCACUCGCUUGGGUCGGCGACUCGGUGUUCGUUGGCACAGCAACGGGGUACUCGCUCUUCUCGAGCACUGCUGGCCAGGGGGUGGAUAUAUUCACGCUCCCGGAGUCCUCCGGUCACCCCAGAAUCAAGCCGCUGUCGGGAGGUGAGGAGGUGAUGCUCCUGGUGGACAACGUCGGGGUGGUCGUUGACAGAUUCGGGCAGCCGGUCGGAAGCAGCUUGGUGUUCAACACCACACCGGACUGUAUAGCCGAGGUGUUCCCCUAUGUGAUUGUUGCUGGGGACUCCAAGGUGGAUGUGUACAGGAGGAGGAACGGGGCACAUUUGCAGACCAUUCCUUUUGCCAGGAGUGGUCCAGGUGUUCUGAUUGUAGCGAGCGACGGCGAUCAAAGUGACACAGAGCUAGUUGUGAUUGCGACGGCUUAUAAGGUUUUUUGUUACCAUAAGGUAUCUGCAGUGGAGCAGAUUAAGGCGUCUUUACGAAUAAAGAAUUAUAAGGAAGCUAUUUCUUUGUUAGAAGAGUUUGAGUCAGAUGGUGAAAUCUCAAAGGAUAUGAUCUCCUUUGUCCAUGCACAACUUGGAUUCUUGUUGUUUUUCGACUUGCGCUUUGAGGAUGCUGUAAAUCAUUUCUUGCUCUCAGAGACUAUGCAGGCAUCAGAGAUAUUUCCGUUCAUCAUGCGGGAUCCUAACCGUUGGUCAGAUCUGGUGCCAAGAAAGCGUUAUUGGGGCUUGCAUCCUCCCCCCAAGCCCCUUGAAGAAGUUAUUGAUGAUGGAUUGGUAACAGUUCAACGAGCAUUGCUUUUAAAGAAGGCAGGUGUGGAUACAAUUGUAGAUGAAGAUUUCCUUUCAAACCCACCAAGUAGAGCUGAUCUGUUGGAACUAGCGAUCAGAAAUAUUAUCAGGUUCCUGUGUGCGUCGCGGAUGAAGAAUUUGUCUUCUCCAGAGAUGGAAGGAGUUGAUACUCUUCUGAUGUAUCUUUAUAGAGCCCUUGUUCUUGUAGAUGACAUGGAGAAGCUUGCAUCAUCUCAGAAUAGUUGUGUUGUGGAUGAGCUAGAAUCACUUUUGGAUGACUCUGGACAUCUGCGGACACUUGCAUUCUUAUAUGGCAGUAAAGGAAUGUGCUCCAAAGCUCUCGCCAUAUGGCGUAUAUUGGCAAGGAAUUACAGCGCAGGUUUGUGGAAGGAUUUGUCUGAAAACGGCUCUCAUGAAACUUCGGUUGAUAAAAAGUCUGGUGAGGAAAUUGCUGCUAUAGAAGCCUCCAAGAUACUGAAAACAUCAUCUGAUGAGGACCUUGUUCUGGAACAUCUUGGAUGGGUGGCAGACAUUGAUCAAGAGCUAGCGAUUGCAGUUUUAACAUCUGAGAUGAGGGAAAAACAACUUUCUCCUGAAAAGGUUGUCGGUGCUGUUGAUUCAGAGAAGGUUGUGAUCCAUCAAAGAUAUUUGCAGUGGUUGAUUGAGGAUCAGGGUUGCGAUGACCCUCACUAUCACACAUCAUAUGCACUUUUGCUGGCCAAAUCUGCCAUUGAAGCAGUUCAUAUGGAGUCCAAAUAUGGAGGGAAAGAUGAUAAAGAAAUUGAUUCUGAUGUGCAGUUCAUUUAUUCAUUGAGAGAAAGGUUGCAAUUAUUUUUGCAAGCUUCAUACCUGUAUGAUCCAGAAGACGUGCUAGAUGUGAUAGCAGAAUCUGAGCUAUGGCUGGAAAAGGCAAUAUUGUAUAGGAAGAUGGGCCAAGAGAACAUUGUACUACAGAUACUAGCAUUGAAGCUGGAGGAUAGCGAAGCUGCUGAGCAGUACUGUGCAGAGAUUGGUCGAGAUGAUGCCUAUAUUCAGCUUUUGGGUUUGUAUUUGGACCCUCAAAAUGGGAAAGAGCCUAUGUUUACAGCAGCUGUUCGACUUCUCCAUAAUCAUGGGAAAUCUUUGGAUCCCUUGCAAGUCUUGGAGAGAUUAUCUCCUGAUAUGCCUCUACAGCUGGCAUCAGAUACAAUUUUGCGAAUGCUGAGAGCUCGGGUGCACCAUCAUCGCCAAGGGCAGAUAGUUCAUAAUUUGUCACGUGCAACAAACCUCGAUGCACGGUUAACAAGAUUAGAGGAGAGAUCAAGGCAUGUGCAGCUAACUGAUGAGAGUAUCUGUGAUUCAUGUCGAGCUCGCCUUGGCACCAAGCUAUUUGUCAUGUACCCAGAUGACUCGGUUGUUUGCUACAGGUGCUAUCGCAACCAAGGUGAUUCUUCUUCAUCAGGACGCGGUCGUAACCUGAGGAAAGAUGUUAUAUUCAAACAAAGCUGGCUUGCCAGUAGAUAGUGAAUGAAUACCGACGAAGCUCCAGAUGUCCAGCAGAUGUACUCAUGUUUCCCCUUCACUGCUGUGCUGUGCACCAUCAGAGAGAGUACACAUUCCGGCCGUUCAAUUUCUCGGAAAUGCCCCACUACGUUGCAGUACUGGUUGCAGUACUGGUGGUGUGAAGUGAAACACAUUUUCCAUGGAGAAGGGGGACAGGCUGUGGUGGUCAUGGAACUUAAUUGAUACUAUGUACACAAGAGCUUUCAUGGUUUGUCCAUAGCCUAGGGGUUUCUCAAAGCUCAACACAGGAUAUGAGAUGUCUGGUCUGUUAGUUGUGUACACUGACUGUAGAGAGAGAGAGAGAGAGAGAGAGAGAGAGAGAGAGAGAGAGAGAGAGAGGGCAUACGAUACGAGUAUUGUGUCAAUGAGCAUUGUGUGCUCGAUGAAUCCUUUGCUGACUGUCUUGUGUUGGAUCAAACCUUUGACAUUGGCGUAUC